CUUACUUAUUGACGUUGUUGAUUGUCUUCUCUCUUCUGACGAAAGCGUGUUGUGCUAAAAUAAUAGAAUUCUUAAUAUAUAGUGCAAAAAUACAGGACCAUUUAGCAAAAAUGUUUCGUCAUUUUCUUGCAUUUCUGUUAAUAAAUUCAUGUUAUCAAAGUUUGGGUAACCCGAUCAAUCCCGUUGUUUCUACAAAACAGUUAUUAUCAAGUUCACUCGCGACGCUAGCAUCCAAAUGCGAAAAUACUAUUCUAAGCAGUCAAAUAGCAAGCAAAAUAAAAGAUUGUAAUAUAAUCGUGCCGCCUUAUAAGAAAAAACAAUUUCAAUGUUUAAUAUUCCUUGACAUAAAUACGCAAUUAUGCUCAGCAAAGUUAGUGGUAAACGAAGAAUCUCUAGCCAAAGUGAAUGAGAAACAGGAUGUGAAUGCUGUUUGCGCACUGGCUAAAGAGUGGGUUUUUACAAAUGUGUCAGAGUUCGUGAACUACAAGGAAUCUGCUGAGAAGUACUUCAAGCUUCCUGCUACUUGUGGAGAGGUAUGUGGGGAAGAGGACACAAUGAACGAUGCCAACUACUAUUGUAAAUAUUACAAAUGGGGCUUGGAACAGUUGAAGGUCCAAGUUGAGUCUACAGUGGCAAAUAAUGCGAAAAAUAAUGCAGUUGCACCACCAGCUGUUUCAGAGCAAGAUGUGAGUGCUAAGGCUGAUGUGCCUGCGCCUGCUAGUAACCCAAUUAACCAGGAAGCGGAAACGAAAACAUGGAAUGGACAGAUAAAGCAGACUGACCCAGCAGUGAGUAAGUCAACUCAAAAGAUUGAAGUUGCAAGCUCUGAUAUUGAGGUUGUGAAGCCUGAGACUGUAGCUAGUAAUGAUCCUUCUAAGCAAUCAUUGAACAGUGAGAUUGCAGACAGUGUACCUAAGAAUGAAGAAUCAGAUCCCAAUGUGGACAGAAUGGAGGAUCCUGUUAUAGCCCCACCAGAGAAUAUCCUUCCCAGUAACAAUAGUUCCACUAAAACAGUUGUAGUUAGUGAAGAGAAACCUGUCCUCGCAAAUGAUCCGUCCCUUCCCGAUACUAGUAAAAAUCUGCCUGUCAGCGAUAAGAAACCUGAUGCUGUACUUGAAAACCCAAAAGCAAAACCUGUGCCUGAUACGGAUGAGUAUGCAGACUCGGAUGGUAAUGACAAUGUGGGCGAUGAGGAAGCCGAAGAUCCUGGUUUGGAUAUCAAGUCAGAACAAGACACAGGAAACCAGCAAACAUUUAUCAGAAACAAGAUAUUAGUGCCUGCUCAUGAAGCUGAAAAUUCACAAAAAGAUUUCUUCCCCAAUUCGAUGCCAGAUGGUUUCUCAGAAGAGGACAACGACCACUUCUUCCCGUUCUUCAUGACGUCUGUUGUACUCAUGGUCUUGCUGUACGUCCUGUACCAUAACAAGAGCAAAGUUAGCAAAGUGUUCUUCGGCUUAAUACUGGAAGGACGACAAAGCAGUCGCCGUCGCAACAGCCGAGGUCAUGCUUACCGCCGCUUGGACACCCUGGAACAAGCUAUGAGCGCCAACACCGCUGCACCGCCGAGCAAGAUCAUAUACUAAAACGCUUAACACUUAGGUAAAUCAAUCUUUCAGUACAUCUACUCAAGGAGAGGUCUGACUGCAAACAAGCUACAGUUUAUUGCGUUUAAAAAAAUUGGCGCGAAAUUCAGUUGCUUGUGGCGGUGUUUAGUGGCGCCAUGUUGAAUUUUAUUUAAACAUGGAACGCGUGGAUGCCUAUGAAGUGGAAGCGAGUAUGUGAUAUGCACCGUUAUUUCCUUCUCGAAAAUUUCGAGCCAGUAAAUUAUUUAAAUUAAAUAAGUUUCUUUUAAAGAGCUUCUAUCAUAAUUAUUUUCCAUUUUAAAAAGUGGUGUAGUUAAUUUUUCGUUAAUAUUAUGUAUGUAUGUAUGUAUAUAUUUAAAUAAAGUUAUCUAGUCUUGGUAUUACCUUAUUUAAAUCCAUUACUUCAGUUAUAUUUUUAUUUUGCGCAUUAAUUUAGUUUAUAAAUGGCCAGUGCUAUACUAUCGGACUCCAAAGAGGAGUAGGAAUAAGGUGCAAUGCUUGGCCCAUUAGGAAACGUGUCAAAAAUCUUAGUAUUGUUUUUAUUUAUUUUUUAAUUCAUAGUUCAUCUUCGUUAUAUUUUACGGAUAAUACAGGUUAUAUUUUUAUUAAAAUUGACAGUACAAUAGAGAGCAGUUUGUUUUUUGACAAUAUCAAUUGUUAUUAGGAAAUGAGACACGGGUUAGAAUGUUUAGUUAAUUAUUAUUAUUAUCAAUAAACAUUUUCACCUUUUUUAUUUAUGUUCCCAUAAAUUAAAUAAGGUCGUUUCGUUUUUUGGCUUUAUUUUGUCCUUUAAAGUUUUAUUAAAAUGCGUUGUAACUACACCACAUAAUAUAUUUUUCCUUCACUCUCAUUCUUACGUCAUGAUACGAACGUCUGUCACGACUAAAAGCUAUAGCAAAGUUGGAAAACCGCUCUUGUAACGAAGAAAUAAACACUUUUUUCGAUUGUGUUGCUAUUAUGGUACGAACAACAUUCAACGAAACCUCAUAAUAAGAACGUUGGCACAACUAUAGUAGCGCUUUCCUUGUCGGACAUGUGUAUUAUCUAAGAGCAGGACAGAGACAGAUAGAAGGACUCCACAAUACUUAAAAACCAGUGAUCUAAUGUAAUUUUAUUACUACACUAGCUUCUACCCGCGACUUCGUACGCGUAAUCCUAUUUUUCCCGUCCCCGU
Messenger RNA from Spodoptera litura, 2757 nucleotides. RefSeq lists its product as uncharacterized. Lineage: Eukaryota; Metazoa; Arthropoda; Insecta; Lepidoptera; Noctuidae. The record is from RefSeq and is a predicted model, not a curated record.